This is a messenger RNA of Brassicogethes aeneus, 3558 nucleotides long. The record is from the annotation of a GenBank genome assembly. Lineage: Eukaryota; Metazoa; Arthropoda; Insecta; Coleoptera; Nitidulidae.
CUUUGAAUUAAAAAUGACAUGGGUGUAAAAUAAAGCAAAAUGUUUAUUUAUUUGAGUAAAAAGAUUGCCAUACCAAACAAUACAAAAAUAAACGCUCUAGCAUGGAAUAAAGAGGAUGGUUAUAUUGCGGUAGGUGGUGAAGAUGGUUUAUUGAAAGUAUUGAAGCUAGACGCAGGCACUGAAAAUGACUCGGGGGCCAAAAUCAGAGGUCUUGCAGCUGCAAGUAAUUUAUCGAUGAAUCAAACUUUAGAAGGGCACACAGAAAGCAUACAAGUGUUAGUAUGGAAUGAAUCGCACAAAAAGUUAACGACUAGCGAUUUAAAUGGCGUUAUUAUUGUCUGGAUGAUGUACAAGGGUGCGUGGUAUGAAGAAAUGAUUAAUAACAGGAAGAAAUCCACUGUGGUUGGUAUGGCUUGGAGUGCUGACGGACAAAAAAUUUGUAUUAUAUACGAGGAUGGGGCAAUUAUUGUUGGUUGUGUUGGGGGGAACCGAAUUUGGGGAAAAGAGUUAAAACACGUUCAGUUGUCAGGUGUUCAAUGGUCUCCAGAUGGAAAGUUACUGUUGUUUAGCCUAAAGAAUGGACAGGUUCAUUUGUAUGAUAACCAGGGAAAUUUUGUUAUGAAAAUCGAAAUUCUCUCUCACGACACCACAUAUGAUUUAUCCCCGGUGGUUGGUUUGGAUUGGUACGACGGCCUUCAUGGUUACAUGCAUGCUUUAUGUCCGAAUCUGUCGAUUUGCUAUGCUAACGGUAGGGCGCAAAUAAUGCGAAACGAAAGUGACGUUGAACCCAUCAUUUUGGACACCAAAAUGACCGCUGUACAUUGCAGCUGGAACCAUAACGGCUCUAUAUUGUCUAUAACCGGUAGACAGCAUUGUGAUGAUAAGGAAGUAAACUUGGUCCAGUUUUACAGCCCUUUUGGAGAUCAUUUAAGGACUUUAAAAGUCCCUGGAAGCAGUAUUUCUUGUUGCGUUUGGGAAGGAGGUUCUUUACGGGUGGCUUUGGCCGUAGAUUCGUUUGUAUAUUUCGCAAAUAUACGCCCAGAUUAUAAAUGGUGUUAUUUCAAGAAAACCGUUGUUUUUACAUCUUGUAGACCUGGGAAGCCUGGAAUAUGCAUUUCUUUUUGGGAUACAAGCAAUAACCAGUGCCAAACUCGCUAUGUGUCAGUUCUGCUGGCUGUGGCUGGUUGUGGAGACCACUGCGUGGUUGUAACCCUGGCCGAAAACAACGAUUCGUACUAUUUGAUACUGUACAACACGCUGGGUACUCCAGUGGAUGGCAAGUACAUCGACAUAGAACCCAUUGUGGUCGGUAUGAAUUCCUAUCAAGUGAUAGCGGCAUCGAAAAACAACUUCGUAAUAUGGCAUUACAAAACACCGAAAUCCACUUUGUCGAGCGCUAAAGGUAAAUACAAGAUGUUUCAUAUCGAUGACAAUCCUUCUGGCGCAGUCGAAAUUAUACAGGAGUUGGAAAAUGCCAGUAAAAUUCCUGUCAGCACGCACACAACACCCGAUCCGAUAUGUUGCCUAACUUGCUCUGAAAAAUGCCUGGCCAUAGGCAGAGAAUCUGGAUUAAUACAGUACUAUGCUUUACCCCACGUGGUGCUCACAAAUAGAUACAAAAUUCCCACAAGACCGCAUAAAAUGUCCAUAAACUGCAACUCGACGCGCUUAUCUGUCAUAGAUAUGUCCGGAGUUAUGACACUAAUCGACAUAUCUGAGGGUUUGGGGAGACCCACUACAGCUCAGGAAAACAUAAACAAGCUUGAAAGAAAGGAUGUGUGGGCGAUGUGCUGGGCCUCUGAUAAUCCGCAGCUAUUGGCAAUCAUGGAAAAAACCAGGAUGUAUAUAUUCAAAGGUAUCUACCCUGAGGAGCCCGUAGCUUGUUCCGGCUACAUUUGCAGCUUCAACGACCUCGAAAUCCAAGCUGUAUUACUCGACGAAGUUAUGGAAAGCCCGGAAAGACCCGACAAAGAUCACCUGAUAAGGCUCGAAGUUAAAAGUCUCAGAGAUACGAGGCAGCUAUUGGAAAAAGUGGGCAUUCCAGAAGCUUCGCAGUUCGUCGAAGACAACAGGCAUCCGAGAUUGUGGCGCUUGAUAGCCGAAGCCGCCUUGAAGGACAUGAAUUUAACGAUGGCCGAAUCGGCUUUCGUUAGAUCGCGGGAUUACUCCAAAGUAUUGUUCGUUAAAAAAUUGAAGGAGAUCAGCAACGAUGCCAUAAGGAAAGCCAGAAUCGCAACGUACUUCAAAAACUUCGACGAAGCCGAAAAAAUCUACAUGGAAGCUGAUAGAAGCGAUCUGGCCCUGAAUUUGCGGCAAACUUUGGGUGAUUGGUUCAGGGUUAUACAGAUACUCAAGAACGGCGCCACAGCUCCAGAUUAUUUGCUAACCACUGCCUACAACUCUACGGCGGACUAUUUUGCGCAGUUCAACAAUUGGUCCUCGGCCAUCGAGUAUUAUGUUAAGGCUAAAAACACAGCCAAAAUGGUGGAGUGCUACUAUCACUUGGAGGACUACAAAAGUCUCGAGGCCUUGAUUGAACAACUUCCCGAUGGGGAUCCUUUGUUGGAGAAAAUUGGGGAUAUGUUCGCCGCCAAUGCUGUACACAACGAAGCCGUUAAAGCCUACGUUAAACAUGGGAAAAUGAAGUCGGCUAUUGACAUAUGCAUUCUACACAACAGGUGGAAUACGGCUAUAGAUUUAGCGAAGAAAAAUAAUAUAACAAAAAUAUCCGACUUGUUAAUGAAGUAUACAUCGCAUUUGAUAGAGCAAGGGCAGGUUAUGAAGGCCGUGGAAAUCAAUGUACAGGGGAAAUAUUACUAUCAAGCUGCUCAACAAGUUUUUCAAUUAGCUGAAAUAGAGGCCAAAAAACCCAGCAAAAACUUGAUUAAAAUCAAGAAAUAUUACGUGUAUGGCGCAAGGCUUUUGGAUAUGCAGAAAAAAAACCCAAGCGCAGGAGACUGGAUUUCGGACCCAACAUUGUUUGAAAAUGCUUGGAAAGGUGCCGAAGCUUACCACUACUAUAUGUUGGCACAAUUUCAGCUAUACAAAGGCAAAAUACAUGAUGCUCUAUGCACCGCCGUUAAACUACAGGAUUUCUUGGAAUUCCUGCCGGAAAAUGAUGUUUAUUCCCUAUUGGCCCUCACUGCAUGUCUGGACAGAUCUUUUGCGUUGUGCUCAAAAGCGUUCCUCAAGUUAAAAAAUAUCAAAGAACUCCCCCAAAACGAUUUGAGCCACUUGAACCGCCUCUCCUGGGAUAUUUUCCGUAAAAACGAGCCAAUCAACGUGAAGAAAAAACUGGUCUCUUGCGGCAAUUGCAAGAGCAACAUCCAGGAUUUUAACACUAGUUGUCCAAGUUGCAACAUUCAUUUUCCUACAUGUGUCGUGUCGGGGAAUUCCAUUGUCGAAUUCGCACCAGAAUGGUUUUGCAAGGUUUGCCACCAUCCAGCUGCCGAAGGCAAAAUGAGCUUCAGGCAAUUUUGCCCUUUAUGUCACUCAAAGAGCGAGAGGCCGUCUAUGGCCUAAGUUGUUGUUAAUGUUAGUGUUAGUUACUAAACUCCG